Messenger RNA from Colletotrichum karsti, 816 nucleotides. RefSeq names its product methyltransferase. The record is from RefSeq and is a predicted model, not a curated record. The transcript has a single exon. Lineage: Eukaryota; Fungi; Ascomycota; Sordariomycetes; Glomerellales; Glomerellaceae. The coding region runs from base 1 to 816 and encodes 271 amino acids.
AUGGACGGCUACGUCAAAUUCACGAAAGAUCGCGACGAUAACAUGUCCGAGAAGGCGCGUCUGGGAGAUCAGCACGAGAUACUGUUGCACGCGAUGAGAGGACGCGCCAUUUUGGCCCCCGUCGACCUUUCCAGGCCUUCCUUACGCAUUCUGGACUCAGGUGCGGCAGAUGGUCGCUGGUUGACGGACCUUCGCAGUUCCAUAGGAGGUGACAGCCAUGAAUACGUCGGGACGGACAUCGAUCCAUCCCUGUACCCUUCGUCGCCCCCGGAAGAUGUUUACUUUUGCAACCAGUCCAUCCGAAAACCAUUCCCAGAUGAGUGGCAGGGCACCUUCGAUGUGGUGCACCAGCGCCUAGUCAUGGCUGCGGUUGCGCCGCCCGACUCGACCAUCACGUCUGCGACCUCAAAUCUUGCAGGCCUGCUACGGCCGGGUGGCUGGUUGCAGCUUGUUGAACUGGACAACGAAUGUGUAAACGACAACGGACCGGCGAUGCGAAGACUUCUUCGUUAUCACCAGCAGAAUUCUGCCGCUGGUGGGCUGGGUCCUAACCUUUCGGUCCACUUAACAAGAGCCAUGCAAGACGCGGGGCUAAAGGGCGUCGAAGAACGGUCGGUAGACGUGAUGUACGGUGCCCGGAACAAGGGGGGUCGAGAUUUAAGGAUGAAGAGCAUGAUGAGUCUCUAUGGUGCUGUAGGACCAGUGCUGGCUCAGGCGAAACGUACGUAUAUCUAUCUUAGCCAUUGCGUUGGUAUGAACAAUGACCCAGAACUGAUCAACAAGUAUACUUCCAGUGGCAACUCCAAAGAAGUUUGA